Messenger RNA from Neolamprologus brichardi, 3554 nucleotides. The record is from RefSeq and is a predicted model, not a curated record. Lineage: Eukaryota; Metazoa; Chordata; Actinopteri; Cichliformes; Cichlidae.
AUUAACCGCACUAGUCUAGGUGGAGGUUAUUUUGGGACCCUAUUCUUCUGUAUGUAUUGUAAAAAUUCCCUGUACGAACACACGCGGCUUAAAAAAAAGCAGUGAUGUGAAUUGUCGGCUCCAUCGGCUCAUCCCGCUGUAGCUAGUUAUUUCCCCCCAGUGUGCUCUUUCUCUUUCCCUCUUUGCCUUUUAUGUGGAGAAGAUCGAUGGAGAAAUACUCACUUGUCAAAGUGAUCGGUGAAGGCUCGUUUGGCCGGGCCGUGUUAGUGCGGUGUAAAAGCAGUCAGGAAAAAUAUGUGGUGAAGGAGAUUCAGCUGCCAAAGAAUCAAUCCAAACUGGAGAAUUCGAGGAGGGAAGCCAUCCUGCUGUCCAGAAUGAAACAUCCUAAUAUCGUGGCUUUCAGGGAGGCAUGCGAGGCUGAUGAACUCCUGUGGAUUGUUAUGGAGUACUGCAGCGGAGGAGAUCUGCUCCAGAGGAUCAAGCAACAGAAGUCAAACCAGUUCAGUGUUGAUAAUAUCUUGAAGUGGUUCGCUGAAAUGUGCGCAGGUGCAAAGCAUAUCCAUGAUCAGCGAGUUCUGCACAGAGAUCUGAAAUCCAAGAACAUUUUCCUGACCGAUAAUGGGACAGUCAAGCUUGGAGACUUUGGCUCAGCCUGUAUUUUGAACAGCUCGAAGGCUUACGCUCAUGCAUAUGUUGGAACUCCGUAUUAUGUGGCACCAGAAAUCUGGGACAAUAAGCCGUACAACAAUAAGAGUGAUGUGUGGUCUCUAGGCUGCGUCCUGUACGAGCUCUGCACCCUGCGACACCCGUUCCAGGCAUCCAGCUGGAAGAGUCUGAUUCUUAAGGUGUGCCGGGGUGCAUACCCUCCCCUCCCCAGUCAUCUUCCUUAUGAGUUGCAGUACUUGGUCAAGCAGAUGUUCAAGACAAACCCAAAAGACAGACCGUCCCUGCACACCAUCCUGACCUCUCACAGGGUUUCUAAACUCUUGCGUACACACCUGCCCUCCCAGGCCUCGGAGAGGGAGGAGCAGGCGAGGCAUACAGGUCGAUGGAACAGAGAGGAGGGAAAGAAUGUGGCUCGUCUUCUGGGAGAGAAGAGUUUAAUAAAAACAUCAACAUCUGAAGGUAUGGACUUACCAAAAAGCUGCUUCGAAAGCAGAGACCCCGCCCCUCGAAAGCAGUGGUCUACUGAGCCAUCAGACACCGUGCUGCAGGUGUUAGCUAAUGCCAGUCUGGUUUCAUCUGACAGCGUGACAUCAACUGGCCGGACCUUCACUAGUUCUACUCAUGAAGGGGAGCCAGAGGACAGCAGGCAGAGAAGACGAUGGGAAAGGAAUCCUCCUGAGAGGCUUCUGAGUCUGCUGGAGAAGGCUCAGCUGAGCAAAGCCUCCAGCACCUUCAUAAUAAACAGAGGUGAAGACCCUCUGUUGGGACCACUCUCCCAUCCUCAAGGUGAUGACACGGAUGGGCCCGAACAAGAGCUGGUUAUAGACGAGGACCGCCUGCAGCCACGCUCUGAUGAUGAAGACACGGACUUUGAAGAGGAAUCUCCAUGUGACUGGAUGGAUGAAGCUGAGAAAAUAUUUUUGGAACACUAAGACCUUUUUUCCUUCUGAGCCUGUAAAAAAGGCAAGGUUAACUUUUAAAUGCUGCAACAAGACACUAAAAUUUUAACUGUGUGUUUUGUUUUUUUUUCAGCUUGCUGUCAGAAAACCUUGUGCACAUAAAGACGUUUGGAAGUUUUGUGUGCUCUGUUUAAUCAGUUGUCUUCGCCUCAGGUUAACAGUGAUAAACAUUCCUUGCAAUUUGAGGCCACUGGGAAGCUUCUGUUUGGCUUGUUCGGAAAACAGGAAAUAUUAGAGUCAGAAAGGUUAUGUCUCCAUGCAGUCACACCAAUUUGAGCCCGCCUGCACCUUUUGAAGUCUGUUUCUUUUGCAAUAUCAAAAGCAAACUAAACAUCUUGUUGCUGUUAUAUGGCUUUUAUUCUUGUGACUAAACAAACCACAUAUCUGGCAUUUUCAGCUGCUUUGUUGUUUUUCAUUUUCUAGUGAGUGCUUACAGGGCCCAUCCUUCCUGCACUCUAUUUGGUUUAUGUACCACUAGGUGGAGUUGGAAUCCCUUUGGGAUCCCAUUGCGUGGAAUGGGAAAAGCUAUCGUGUGGUUCAGAUCAGGGUAAUUAAAGUUUGGUAAGAUAAACUAAAAACUAAAAUUAGAUGUGAAAAAAUGUGUUUAGGUAACAAAAUAAGAUUUAUGGGACUUAUGGGAAAAGAAAAAAAUAACUGAAAUGGUUUUGUGAACUUGGAAGACUAACCAAAAUAAAAUAAAAUAUGGGAAAAUAUGUAGAAAAUAGAUUUAGUUUCAGACUUUGUUUGGUAAAAUUUGUUAUCAGUUCCCCUGAUGAGGCUUUGAUGGACUUGUUUAUUGAGACUUUGUAUUCUUAUAAGAUGUCUGUCAACUGCUUUCAUAAAGUGUUUUUUUUUUUUUCAGUUCCCGUGCUGAUUUUCCUCAGUUUACCUCUGACAUAUGCACUCCAUACAAUAAUACUACUUAUCUUAACACUGACCAAAAAAAAGAAGCAAUUUUCCAACCAAACAAAACCCGAACUGAAACGAGCAAACCCACUCUGGAUACUAAAUCUAAACUGAAGUGAAAACAAAAAGUCAAAAAUGAAAUAAAAGUAAAAACUAAUUAGAAAAUACAAAAUGAUAAUCAUUGUUUCAGAUGUGGUUAACCUAAUUAGCAGUGGCAGUGAAAUAAAUCAGUGAGUCCCCAUGCUGCAUAAAGACGUUAUAAAUACAAAGGAGCAAGCGGAACAUGUUACUGUAUUUGGUUUGCCAAAUGAGAAGCCUGACGGAAUAGGACCAGACAAUAGAACAGCCACAUGUUUGGCUACAGACAGACUUAACCCAAGCCUUGCCCAUUACAGUUUGGGCUGAGCAGGAAAGGGAUACUACAGCCCGUUGAGUCAACAAAACCAUAAUGAUUCACCAACAGUCACACCAAAGCUGGAUUAUCCAGCUACUAAAGUUCUUUCAGUAACUUAGAACUCCUAGUGGCUGACAUGAGCGCUCCGUGGUAUCUUUUACCAGAUAUCUGCCCACGAUGUGUUUCACUGAGGAAGCUCAACCCUUAUCACGAGGACACAAUGAAUCCCCUCUCCAGUGCUCACAGUUCAUCCCCCCCUGCUUUUUAGAAAUAGAAAAAAAAGCACCUCCAUAGCAUAGAUGUCCAUGUUUGGAAAAGAUACAUGUAAUGUGAUGUAUCAUAGCAGAGCUGCAACUUCAUCAUGGUCUGUGUCCUGCAGAUAGAAGGGUCUCCCACCAGUGGCCAUGAUGAACCGGGAAGUGUCUUUAUAUAUUGGUCUUAUAAACUGAGGGGUUGGAGGUGUAUGAAUUUGUCUAAAAGAGUUUAUACUGGCUGUUUGAACUUCUGCGACCUCUGAGAAUUUAGGAUUAACAGUAAUAGCUAUAAAUAUAAUAUAAGUAUUUCCUUAUGAACAUCCAAUAUGAGUACAAAGACUGAACUCAGACUGAAACUCAGAGGUUUGCAGCAAA